Molecule: messenger RNA, 2445 nt
Organism: Exophiala dermatitidis NIH/UT8656
Lineage: Eukaryota; Fungi; Ascomycota; Eurotiomycetes; Chaetothyriales; Herpotrichiellaceae
Product: beta-lactamase
Exons: 1
Coding region: 1006-2184 (392 amino acids)
Source: RefSeq, a predicted model, not a curated record
GCCAGCCAGCGUCCUAUCUUCCGGCUGCUAAACACUGGGUGCUGAAAGCAUGCAACGUGGUGCUCAUGUUGCCAGUUGCCUAGUCCCGCUGUCCUCCUUCUACCUCGGCAUCGAAUCCCAAGCACACCAUCGCACCGCCCAUCAUCGCUCGCGGGUUUUGUUGGUUGUUGUACACCGGAUUCGCAACCAUCGCAUUAUGCGCGAACUAACAACAUGCGUGCGUUGGCGAGCUCGCUCCCUAGCGAGGCUAGGUACUGUACUGUUCUACUCUAGGUACCUACUCCGCCUCCACAAAGUCUGGGCUCCCCGCCGCCACCUCUCCGCGUUUCCCAUCUUCCAUCACUGCUCGUGGAGUGGACUGCUCGUACUACUGGAUGUUCGGAGGCCGCGGCGACCGACAUCGCGAAACUCGACGAGGUGUCAACAGACGAGACGUGAGAUUAUGCCGAGCGCAAGUGGGUGGCCGUGAGGUGCCUGACCGAACAUCCUGUGUCUACGAGGUACGAUUCGCGAGUUGCAUAAAGUGUUAUUAUUUUCGACCGGUAGGAAUAGGACGGGGCUAGGAGAUGGACAAGACCCGAGACCGGUGGUGGUUGUAGUGGUGGUAAAAUUCCGCAUUAUUUGGGUAGAGUUGGAAGCCUUGCACGAGAAUUGGUAAUAAUAAUAUAUUACUGAACAUCAAGGCAGCCAGCCUGCCAAUCUUUCUCCCCCCCAACUGCUUGUUCUUCCACCCUAUACCAAUCAAAACAUUGGCGACAUUCGACAGCCCAGUUUGGUGGCCUACCAAUACCUGCUGUGUUUACUGAUCAGUCUUUCGUUACUCAGCACGAGUGCAGAAAGCAGUGAGAAAGGACAACACUACAGUGGCAGUCCUGAUUGGCCGCGACUUGACGAGCAAAGUGAAAAGCAUUCAGUAGAGGUUGGUCCUGCUACGAACGAGAUAUACUCCUUUCACAUCCACCUGCAAAGACUCUUGUCAUCUCAGGAUCAUUAUCGAUCAUCAUCAUGGCAGCCGAAGUCCAAGGACACACCGAAGCGGCCUUCGAGCCACUCCGACAACUGAUGCAAGAGCUGAUCGCAUCCGGUGAAGAACUGGGCGCAUCGCUCGUGAUCGACAUUGACGGCAAGACGGUCGUGGACAUCUGGGGCGGAUGGGCGGACGAAGAACACACGCAGCCAUGGACACGAGACACCAUCACCAACAUCUGGUCAUCGACCAAAACGGUCGCAGCACUUGCAACCCUAAUCCUCGUCGACCGAGGCCUGCUCGACGUGGACGCGCCCGUGGCGAAGUACUGGCCAGAAUUUGGAGCCGAAGGCAAGCAAGACGUGCUGGUGCGCCACCUGCUGUCGCACACGUCGGGCGUGUCAGGCUGGGAGAAGCCCAACAUGACAGUCGAAGAGGUCGAAGACCUGUCUGUGUCGGUUCCCCUACUAGCGGGCCAGAAGCCAUGGUGGUCGCCGCCGGGUUCUGUGUCGGGAUACCACUCCCUCACAUAUGGGCAUUUGCUAGGCGAGCUGGUGCGACGCGUGACGCCCGACAACAAGCCCAUGAAGCAAUUUGUGCGCGACGAGAUAGCAAGGCCUUUAGGGGCAGACUUGCAAAUCGGCGCCGAGGAAAAGGACUGGUCGCGCAUUGCUCCUGUCGUCCCGCCGCCGCCCGCUCCCUUCGAUAUCACCAAGAUGAAUCCGAAUUCCGUGCUUGUCAAGACCUUCGCGAACCCUAUGCUCGAUGCCCGUGUCGUCGUGACUCCCGGCUGGCGACGUGCUGACAUUUCCGCCGCCAAUGGCCAUUCAAAUGCCCGUGGUCUGGCGAGAGUGUUGUCUACCGUCACGCGCGGCGGUUCCGUUGACGGCGUCAAGUUGUUGUCGCAGAAAACGAUCGAUCGUAUCUUCGACGUUCAGUCUGAUGGUCCAGACCUCGUCGUCGGCGUCCCUGUCACUUUUGGUAUCGGGUAUGGUCUUGCUGGCCCUGGUACGGCCCAGUCGGUCCCCUGGCUUCCGAAAAGCGGAAGAGUCUGCUUCUGGGGUGGAUGGGGUGGAAGCUUCAUUCUCAUGGACCUCGAUCGCAAAGUCACCUUUUCCUAUGUCAUGAAUAAGAUGGGUGCGGGCAUUCUGGGCUCGACUAGGUCCGAGGCUUAUUUCAGGGCUGCUUACAAGGCUUUGGGGGUCGAAGGAUACUGAAAGGACAGUGAAGGAGACGGUGGACGUGAAAAGACAGGGGGCCAUCGGUGCCUGCGCCUGAAAGGGGAAAUGGAUACUUUGAUAUACGAGUACGCAGUGAUGGGGCAUAGAUGGUUGAAGACCCAUUGGGUCGGUUCAAGUAGUCGUUGACCAAUCAAUCGAUAACCCAGUCGGGAAGCGAGAUACAGGUGUAUCAAGUAGUUCAGAACAACAUUUGUAAGCAGCUCAGAUCACAUCAUGUCGAAAGUUGCUACCAGUUCC